Messenger RNA from Salvia hispanica, 1113 nucleotides. The record is from RefSeq and is a predicted model, not a curated record. Lineage: Eukaryota; Viridiplantae; Streptophyta; Magnoliopsida; Lamiales; Lamiaceae.
CUUUUUUUUUUCCAUUGCUCAUUCAUGGCUUCCAAGAUUUUUCAGCCCAUCUCUUUCAUUUUCCUCAUUUUCAUACUACUUGCUCCAAUUGGCCAUGCCAAGAGGAGCACCCCAAGUGACAAAAAAUCAUCCUCUUUAGAUUCCUUCAAGAAAUUAAAAGGUUGUCACAAGGGAAACCACACAAAAGAGAUCCACAAGCUCAAAGCCUAUCUCGAGCAAUUUGGCUACCUCAACUAUCCAAACAAAACUCAUGCCACCGAUGAUGAUUUCGACGAUAUUCUUGAAUCAGCCCUCAAAACCUACCAAAAAAACUACCACAUCAAACCCUCAGGUAUUGUAGACGAUGCAACGAUAUCAAAACUGAUAACCCCACGAUGUGGGGUACCUGAUAUCGUUAACGGCACUAACUACAUGCAACCUCGUGGCAAGAAACACAAGUCUAGCUCGAGCAACAUCCACACAGUAUCCCAUUACAGUUUUUUUGAUGGAAACCCUAAAUGGCCAUCUACUAAAACCCAUCUCACUUAUAGAUUCUUGUCCAAUGUUCCCUCAUAUGCUAUAAACCCUGUGGCAAGUGCCUUCCAAAAGUGGGAGUCUUCCACCCACUUCACCUUUGCACAAGUCCAAACCAAUCAAAAUUCUGAUUUGGAAAUAGGGUUCUUUAGAGGUAAUCACGGAGAUGGAAUUCAAAACGCUUUUGAUGAAAAAAGCAUAGCUCAUGCAUCUGCACCACCUGGUGGAAGGUUCCAUUACGACGAAGAUGAUAAAUGGUCCGUUGAGCCAGCUGCAGAUGCUUUCCACCUAGAAAGUGUUGCACUUCAUGAAAUCGGACACCUUUUGGGGCUUGGACAUAGCUUGGUUAAUGCAGCAAUCAUGUAUCCUACUUUCAGCCACGGAGAAGUCAAGAACUUGGACGCAGAUGAUAUUGCAGGGAUAAUAGCUUUGUACAAUCAUUAAAAUAUUUCAUAUAUAGUUGUCAAGUAAUUUAUGUGUUUUCGCAUGUGAAAAUAAUUUCCUUAUACUGGAAUUUCUGUAAUAGGAGUAGUAUUCUGUGGUUCUAUUUAAGGUUUAGUAUGUACUGAAUGUAAUAUAGUCGAGCAUGAUAUAAUUGCA